CCCUUUCUCUUUCUUUGUUCUCUUUUUCAUAAGCUUUAUACUCCCAUCUCUUCCCACUGAGCCGCAAUCAUUCUUCUUCAUCUCUUCUCUUCUCUUCUCUUCUCUUCCUCCUCCUUCACUUAUUCCAGUCUUACAGAAGUUGUACUCUUCCUCCUUCGUCUUCACUUUUUCAUCAUAGCAGCUAUUCCAGUCUCAGAGAGGUUGUACCAAGCUACCAAAGGCAUAGUGUCAUCACUUUGAACCCAUCUUUUCUUCUUAUUCUUCUUCGUUACUGGUAAACCCGAAUAGUCCCAGCCCUAGUGAGCAUGGAGAAGAUAGCAUCCGAUUUGAAGGUAUCGGAGUUGAAGCAGAGGAGUGUAGGCAAGGCGUACGAGACCUUGCAUUCCCAAGCGUCUUCCAUGCUCGUUCUCAGCAUUCAAUGGAAGGACCUCCAGGAACACUUCGAUUCGACCCGGAAUGCGAUCCGGACUCGUUUCGAAGAGCUUCAGGAACGAGAGAAGCAGUUGGAAGCCAAGGAGUCAAACUUGAAGUCGGAGAUGGAAUCCAAGAGGGACGAGUUGUUUGGAGUUGAGAAGCUGAUUGAUGAGAAAGUACAGGAGGUUAUAGAAAUAAAGAGAUCGAUUCAGAAGCAUAGUGAGGAGAUUGAACGUGAAGAGAAGAGAGUCUUGGAAGUACAGAAAUUGGUUAUAGACAAGGAGAGGGAGUGUAGUUUGAUCGAAAGGCGGAUUCAAGAGCGUGCGAAGAAACUGAGUUGGGUUGAGAGAAGAACUGAAGAGAAAUUGAAUGAGGUUGAGACUAAGGAGAAGGAACUGAAGAAGUACCAUGAGGAUGCUAAGUUGAAAGUGGAGCAACUAGGUGUGAUUGAUGGGGCAAUCGUGGAGCGUAACGAAAUCAUCGAGUCAAAAGAGGAGAUAUUGAGUUGGAUUGAGAAGAGUAUUGAAGAAAAAUCCAAGUUGGCCGACUCUAAGGAGGAGGAAAUGAGAGUGAUACAACGGUCGUUGAAUGUAUACCGUGAGAGUAUUAAGUCAAAAGAGAGUGACUUAGAUACGAUUCUUGAGUCGAUUGAAGGGAAGAAGAAAGAAUUUGAUGUGAAAGAAGAGCAAAUUAAAACGUUGCAGAGAUUGAUUGAGGGAUGUGAGAAAGAGCUCAAAUUGAAAGAGGAGACACUGAAAGUGAAAGAGUACAGUUUGCGAAACAGACAAAUGGAGGAGUGGUCCUGCAAGCUUGAAUUUAAAGAGAGGGAAGUUGAAUUGAAAGAGAAACAAAUAGAGUCAAAAAUGGAGGAAUUUAAAAAAUGGGUUGAAGAACGCGGAAAGGAUUUGAAUUCACUCUCCUCGGAACUGAAAGUUAAAGAGUGUCAACUUAAACAGGAGGCCAAAGAGCUUGAGUUGACUAAGAAACAAUGUGGUGUUGUUGCUCAAGUGAAGAUUGGGCCAUUGGAAAAGACUCCAGCUAACAAUGCCAUUGUUUCUUCAUCUGCAAGUGAUCAAUCCAACAUCAAUAUUACCGAUGGUAGAAGUUUGCAGUUGUUCGUGUAUGAGCAUAUGAAGAGAAACGAUUCAAUAAGCAAAAAGAUCUCAUCCUUUCUCCAACAAAAGUCAUCAGAACCAGCAAAAUUGGUUUUGGAUGCAAUGCAAGGGUUUUACACUUCAAAUUUGACUGUCGAGAACAAGGAGGUUGAUUUGGUGCUUAUUAGAAGGACAUGCAUCCUUUUGUUGGAAGAAUUAAAGAGUGUCUCACCCCAAACUGAUCCAGAGGUCACAGAAGAAGCAAUGAAGUUGGCCAGUGAUUGGAAGGCUAAGAUGAAAGUGGGAAGUGAGAAUUGGUUGGAGAUUUUGGGUUUUUUGCGGCUUGUUACAACUUACGGAUUGACCUCUGCUUAUAAUGAGGAGGAGCUUCAAAGUCUUCUUGAUAUACUUGCUCAGCAUGAACAAGCAACAGAAUUAUCACGGGCCCUUGCUACCACAGAUAAGGCACAUGCAAAUAGCAACAUCUGUUCUCCUAUGAAAAUUGAAAAAACAGAAUCUCCAGUAGCCCAAAAUGAAGCAACAAUCUCUUCUCCAAAUCUUCAGCAAGCUGCCACCACUAUUGAUGCAAGGAAUUUGCUGGGGUUUCAAAAUGAGCAGAUUCGUGAAGCCUGUGAUUCUGCUUGGAAAAGUAUUAUUUAUGAUCUUAUUGGAAAGAAGUUACUGAUUGAGGCUGUUGGAUUGAUUUACACCAUGAAGUUAUUUGACAAGUUUCCCCCAGUACAAAUCUUAAAAGAAUAUGUUGAUAAUGGAAAGAAGUGCUGCAGGAAUAGAAACAAGAGAGAGAAAUCGCUGGAUGAAAAGGAUAUGAUUACAGACCAGCAUAUAGCAGAUCUACGAGUUGUUAUUCAAUGUAUCAAAGAUUACAACCUUGAGUCUGAAUAUCCACCUGAGGAAAUUGAAUCACAAAUUGCUGUGCUUGAAAUUGUUAAGGAGCGGAGACGUUUAGUGUCAUAUUCUCUUGUUUUGAAGGUUGAACAAGAACAGCAAAAAACGCUGAAAAAUGUUGAAGUACAAGAACAACAAGAGCAGAAAGCCUCGAAGGGUGAACAACAAGAACAGCAAAAAGAACAGAAAAGCUCUGAGGCUAAACUACAAGAAAAAGAACAGCAGGAAGCCUUCAAUAAGGUUGAAGAACAACAACAGCAACAAGAGCAAAACACCUCCAAGGUUAAACAGCAAGAACAACAAGAACAGAAAGCCGCCAAAGUAAAACAACAGCAGAAAAAAGGGAAUAAACGUCCAAACAGCACAUUUGCCCCCAGGUUUGAUCACCAACAGCAGUGGCAGUGUAAAAAUAAAUUUCAAAGAACAUCUGUAUUAGCUGAUAGACACCCCGACCACCCUGACUGUCUAAAUCCAAGUUCAUCAACUUGGACACAUGAAAGUUCUGGAUACCGUGGACAGUUUGGUACUGCCGUCAGCAAGUAGGAAGUUCAUGCUAAUAUGGACAUCCUGGGCGGUUUGGUAUUCCGGCCAACGGUAGCGCUAUUUAUGACAAAUCUCGGAAUAAAUCAAUUUUAUCCCUGCCCUCCUGAAUGUGCCCCUCAAUAAACCUACUCUUGGACCUCUCACUUGCUAAUUAACCGUGAAGUGCUAAUGUAUAGAUGGCACGAUACAAAGUACAGUUUUGUAGGUUGCCUACAUCUCUCUCUCUCUCUCUCUCUCUCUCUCUCUCUCAUUUACUAUUCAAACUUCAAGUUUGAAUGAGAAUUUCAAAUUC
Molecule: messenger RNA, 3249 nt
Organism: Rosa rugosa (rugosa rose)
Lineage: Eukaryota; Viridiplantae; Streptophyta; Magnoliopsida; Rosales; Rosaceae
Exons: 3
Coding region: 306-2957 (883 amino acids)
Source: RefSeq, a predicted model, not a curated record